GAAAGGGAACAUGGCAAAGAUGAAUUCAAAUGAGGUGCCAGCCACCCAUUUAGCCUUUCAGAGUUACAGGGGCCUGUGCUUGCUGAUGAAAAGAUGUUCUAUUUGUCUUCCUGGGGCAAAGGUGCAAAGAGGUAUAGAUGUUCACUGAUAGAGAAGGAUGACUUUAGGAUCAAGCGGACCAUGUAGAAGUGCAAAUUGAUCAGCUGCUAAGUUCUGUCUCUUCUUAGCUUCAAAUAGUAGAACUUGGGUGGGUAUCAUGCUAACUGCUACAAGUCAUUGCUCAGAUGUUUAAAUAUUAGUUAUGUAUAUUUUAUUUCUAGGCCACAUUUGCUUGGUUUAGUGUGUUUACUCCAGAAACAUUUAAAAUCUUUCUAGUAUUGGGUGCAGAGAUUGUUACUCAGAGGUCACAGUGGUCUAGACAUGAAUUUGAUUUCCUUUGCUUCUUAAUGUUCAGUAUUUCACACAAUAGACAUUGAUGGAAGAAGGAACAUAAGAAUUGUCAAGUAAUUUUUACACCACUCUCUAAUUUAUGCAAACACUAAGUUCUCACAGUCUGAAAAUGUGUAUUUUUCCCCCUCUGUGCUUUGAUGGCUAACAUUCUUUUUAAUGACAGUCAUUUCUAUAACAGGAAGAUGUUUUCAUUUGUAUUUACUUUUCAGCGCCACGCAAUUAUGCAGUUUUGCGCUUCAGUAGUGUCUCAGUACUUUGUGUCUCAAAAGAGAAUUACAGUACUUAGAACAGGACUGCAAUUUGAAGCAGGUGUUGUGUUUUACUGUUAUGCAAAAUAACAGUAAAAUAUAAUUGUGGGGGAAAUUAAGGAAACAGCUGCAAACUUGGUAUGAAAACUGCUACAUUAUGAUUUGUAAGCAGUUCUUAUAGAUAUCUUACAUCAGAGGAGCAGGGAAAGAUUUUAAUUUAGUUAAUCCUACUGGCCUGGUUGUCUGUCAUCUGGUGCUUAAAAGACUCAUACCUCCCAUGAAGUCAGGAAAAAGAAAGAGAACCCAAAGUGACACUUUGUUUAAAAUGCCAGAGCAUGGGGAUUCAUCUCUUGGCAGUGCACUUGACAUUAGGAAGGCAGGCAGGGUGGGUGUUAUUUAGCUUGCUUUGCUAAUAUGAAGAAGGCAAUGAUUUGAGUAGAACACUCUGGAAUUUCUUAGCCCAGCUAGCAUAUGGAGGACUACACAAGCCCCGGGUUGUAAAAUAAUAAAAUAAAUGGCCUAUGGCAGGCCAUCUGCCUUUUGCUCGAUAUUUAAGGUGUUUCAUGCCAAUUUAAAAUCUAAUCUUAUUAUUCUAAAUAUUUUUAUUUGAAAUAGCAGAUAAGAUUCUCAGAGCUUAAUGGUGCACACGGCAAACCUAUUCUGAUGUGGAGCACUUAAAGUAAGAGCAUGGGUUACCUAAGGGUUACCCAAGGAGCGUACUACGGAUUCUUCUCUAUCGCACUGAUCAGUUGCAACAACCUGGACAUGAGAGUUUGCUUCCCUCCGCCUUUGCACACCUACCAUAAAAAUAGACAUCUUCAUUUCUCAACCCAGUGCAGCAAAUAAUAUAUUGACAUUUAUGAAAAAAUCAGAACUAAUGGAAAUUUUUAAAAAACGAAACCAACUACUGAGAAUUAUGUUGCACCAAGAAUGAGGUGGCAGAUAUAAUGGCCGCCCUUCUUUACCGCUCCAUCGGGGCUUGAAGAAGGGAGGUAAUGAAUGCAUUCAAAGUGGUGGUCCAGACCUGGAGGUGUUUGGCUUUCCCCUGAGUGACUGGAGUGUUGAAAGAAAUGACAUUACAUUUAACAAGAAGGAUUUGCCUUACCACAAGGUUCUGGGCCAGAGAGGAAUGCCAAGCAUUGCCUACCUAUGUAUUUUGGGAGCUGCUUGUGAAAGAAAAAAUAUGUGUAUUGUAAAUGCACAGCGGUAUUGAUGAGUAGAUCCUUGGAUUCAGAGGUUGGCUGAAACGCACCAUGCCUGCUUCCAUCUUUUGCUCUGUAAAGUUGUGAAUUGCUCAUGCCUAUAGGGAGGAAGGAUGGCACAUGGGAUUCCUUCUCAAGGCAAAGUUACCAUAACGGUGGAUGAGUACAGCUCAAACCCCACCCAGGCAUUCACGCACUACAACAUCAACCAGAGCAGAUUCCAGCCUCCACAUGUACAUAUGAUGGAGCUGGAUGAAGCUCAGAGUUAUACUGCACAGAUGAUCUAUAGAAGAAAUCCAUCUCACAGCAAACCACAUGACAGCUUUUCUGAAGAUCUACCAAUGAGGGUCGACCCCAUCCCAUAUGACACUCCAAAACCAGCGGGCCACACGCGGUUUGUCUGCAUCUCAGACACACACUCCAGAACAGAUGGUAUCCAGAUGCCUUAUGGGGACAUCCUUCUCCACACAGGCGAUUUCACCGAGCUGGGACUGCCCUCAGAGGUUAAGAAGUUUAAUGACUGGUUAGGAAACCUGCCAUAUGAAUAUAAAAUAGUGAUUGCUGGGAAUCAUGAACUGACAUUUGAUAAGGAAUUCAUGGCAGACCUUGUUAAACAGGACUACUACCGUUUCCCCUCUGUGUCCAAAUUGAAACCAGAGGACUUUGACAAUGUUCAGUCCCUCCUGACAAACAGUAUUUACUUACAAGAUUCGGAGGUAACAGUGAAGGGAUUCAGGAUAUACGGUGCACCUUGGACCCCGUGGUUUAAUGGAUGGGGCUUUAACCUACCCAGAGGUCAGUCUCUGCUGGACAAGUGGAACCUCAUCCCUGAGGGCAUUGACAUACUCAUGACACAUGGACCUCCUCUAGGUUUUCGAGACUGGGUUCCAAAGGAGCUUCAAAGAGUGGGCUGUGUGGAGCUGUUAAACACGGUUCAGAGGCGAGUCCGGCCCAAGCUCCAUGUGUUUGGUGGAAUCCAUGAAGGUUAUGGCAUCAUGACCGACGGUUACACAACGUACAUCAAUGCCUCGACGUGUACAGUCAGCUUUCAACCGACCAACCCUCCAAUUAUAUUUGACCUUCCAAACCCACAGGGUUCCUGAAGCUCUAAAUGCCCUAUUGGAAUGUGAGGGAAGGUCUAUAAACUGCCAUUUUUCUAAUUAUAAACUUACAUUCUCUUACUUAUUUCCAAACCCUGUGAGUUCUUUUUGUAAAUUGUUGGAACACAAAUGAUGCUAGAGGUUGUGCUUCUUCUUUAUUUUAUUUUAUUUUAAAUGGGGCAUCCAUUUGAAAUCAGAGGAACAUUGUGAAUUUGUAAAAUGACUUCUGUUUUCUCAAAGGCCAUGCCAUUGUAAAUUGUUAGUGUUCGCCAAAGGACAGCCAAGCUUUCUUUUAAAAAGUGAUAAAAGUCUUAUUUUAAUAUGCUUUAAGCUGAAAGAAAAAAAUAAGAAACAGGUAGGCAGUGUUUUAAAAACCAACAGAGAUUUGCACAACUGUUUAAGAGUAUUGUUUGAAAUAUUUUAAUUUUCGAUGUUUUGUUGUUGUUGUUUUCUUGGUAAUGCUUCUUUUUUGCAGAUGUGGUCCCAAUUUAUAGCAAUCUUCUCAACAGAAGCAGGCAUGGAAAAGACGUCUUUUCACACUCACUAUAAAGAAAGCUGCAUUGAGAAGAAAAUGGCUGUCAUUUAAAGGAUGGUUUAGCUAGUGAGAUUCCUAUUGUGGUUAUACAAGGUCUCUUGUUUGUUUGUUUCUUUUAAAUUAUUUUAGCUUUAAAAAUGCAGAAAUGGAAUCUGUCAAGAGCAGGUAUCUCAUACAGUUAAAAAAAUGAACAUGCAGACUCCUUUUCAAUAUGGGUUUAUAUAUAUAAGUAUUUUUUGUGUAUUAUGACUACGUUAGGAGUUUAAUAUUGCCAAGGACAGUACAACUGCAAAGGGAUGCUGUAUAGCAGCACAUCAGAAGUCGGAAGGAACUGACAUAUUUUCUCAGAACUCAAGGUCUUAAAGAGCUUGAGUUAAAUCUAGGUACAGUUACAGGCGUGUAUAGACUUAAAUGGAUGCAAUGGAAGCUAACUAAAAUAAGGCUUAGUUGUCCUUUCUAUUUAAAUACCCCGAAUUGUCUUCUUACUUCCUUUCCCCCCUCCCAUUUUGCACUGUGUGUCGAUGCAAUCUUCGCUAGCACAAAAUAUUGUCGCUAAUAGUCAUUUCUGUUUUCCCAUUGUAAAUGCUGUUGAGCUUUAUUCUAUUUUACGUUACCUUGUUAAUGAAAUUUAGGAAAGCAGUUGUUUCUUUAAAUUUAUUGUGAUAUUCUAUAUCUAGCGGCCUUUAUAUGCAAAUAAAAUUGCAAGAUUUUUAAAUUC
This is a messenger RNA of Cercocebus atys (sooty mangabey), 4253 nucleotides long. RefSeq names its product metallophosphoesterase domain containing 2 (gene MPPED2). The transcript has 9 exons. Gene Ontology annotation, molecular function: hydrolase activity. The coding region runs from base 2014 to 3003 and encodes 329 amino acids. The record is from RefSeq and is a predicted model, not a curated record. NCBI's taxonomy places the organism in Eukaryota, Metazoa, Chordata, Mammalia, Primates, Cercopithecidae.